Dunckerocampus dactyliophorus (ringed pipefish) is the source of this 2146-nucleotide messenger RNA. Its product is annotated as DEP domain-containing protein 7-like. Gene Ontology annotation, biological process: intracellular signal transduction. The record is from RefSeq and is a predicted model, not a curated record. NCBI's taxonomy places the organism in Eukaryota, Metazoa, Chordata, Actinopteri, Syngnathiformes, Syngnathidae. The coding region runs from base 94 to 1785 and encodes 563 amino acids. The transcript has 12 exons.
ACUGUUGUUUGCCUGGAUGAGUUUGAUUGCGUCCUCCAUCACCUGUUGUUAAAGGAAGUCGUUUCCCCGCCACUCAUCCUCGAAGUUUGAAACAUGGCCUCCAUUAAGGAGAGAGCUGCGGCGUUGAAUCUUGCAGAGAAACUACGUUCUCGUCCUCUAGUACAUGGGUUUGCCGUGAAACCAGUCCAGUGUCUUCAGUUGGCAAGCAGCCUCAUCUCCCAUCUCAGGUCCUCUUUGAAAGUGAAGCGUCGAAGAAUCUACCUGAAAUCCCACAAUGACUGCUUCCUGGGAACAGAGGCUGUGGAUGUUGUGGUAGAACACAUUACCAAUGAUAAGGCCUUUGAGGGUGCCACCGCAUCCCGGGACAAAGUGGUGAAUGUGUGCCAAGCUCUGCUGGACUGCAAUGUGUUUGAUGUAGUGGGAACUAAAGUUUUUGGCAAAGACAAGAAGCGGGCUGAGUUUCAAGACAGCAAGAGUGCUCUUUACAAGUUUGUAAAUGAAAAUGUGCCCACUGUGGAAGAUUUGGAGAAAGGUGUGCUUCUGAAGAGUAUUCAGGAACUCUUUUCUAGUUUUACCUCGGACAGGAAUGCUCAGCAGACUUAUUCCUCAGGGCCACAAUGCCUGAUGCCCACACCAGUGAAAUUCACCCAGAUGUCCACACAAGUUCCCCACUUAGACAGUACUGUCUGUUCCAGUCUACCACUCCAGACCAGCAUGGAUAAUCUGAAUAUUAGUCCCAACAGAGGGCAGACGCACACUGUUCUACCACAGUCAUUGGUAGACGAGGUGUGGCAGGAGCAAACCAUCCUCAGACUUUUAAACCUGGUGGAGCUCCCACUAUUGGAGGGGGUGCUUCAGUGCAGCCAGAUCUCUUCUUGCUCUGCUCCAUUUCAGUCAUUGACUCCCAAUAACCCUGACCUGAUCAGCAGCAGCAGCCACCUUGACAGACAGAUUCUAAGGGCUUUCAAGCACUCUCAGGCUGAUGAAUGGCUUUGUGCUGCCCUGGACUGUCUUGACUUCCUCCCUGAUCAACCAGUAGUACAGCUGAGUCGAGAGAUGCCUUUCUUAUUCCCUCAAGAGCAGCAGUGCACUGAGCAAGUUAAAGCUGAUGGAAAUAUCCCAGCUCAGUCCAAGUUGCUGUUGUAUGGGGCACUUGUGAGACACUACAGCAACACAGAUAGACCCCCGCUACUUCCUGAGCAAAUGACUGAUGUCUACACAGCAAUCACUGAGCUGAUAGUGAAUGCAAAAUUGGGCAGAGCACUUGAAGCUCUCCAGCUGUGCUUGAAGCUGCUGCCACCUAACUGCAGAGAGGAGCUGCGUCGGCUUCUUCAUUUCAUGACAGUGGCUGGUGAUGCACAAGGCAUAAUGCUGGAAAAGGAGCAGGAAAACCGACUUGUAGUGAAGACAUCUUUUUCCAGGGCUAUCCUUAACAGCAAGGCACUGUCAAAGGAGAGGGAGGAUCUGAUGCUAGUCUUCAUGCUCAGCAACAUAAAGGAAAUCUUUAAGAUACCUGGAACCCUGCACAAAGAAGUGAGUGCUAAACUGGCUGGCCUUGCUCACAGGGAAGAGCCCAAUGAUACUGGCUGUCUGGUUUCCAGCAGGACUUACACCGACUGUACAAAUAACACAACGAAUCAAGAACUUUGGACUUUGCUUCACAGCAUUCAUCUGGACACAAAGAUCUCACCCAAGGAGAGAAAGCGCCUACUUAGAUUGUUUUACCAAUCCCACCCAGAGAUAUUUAAUAAGUACUUUGGUGAAUCUGUUGUUAAUGUGCUGUAGUUUUCCGCUUCACUUUCUUGUGUUAUCAAGCUCUUCAGUCUAAGUGCGGCCUGGGGGAUCAUUUGUGACUUGCGGUUCGUUCAUUUUUGUGUUUUGUUUUUUAUUGGACCAUAGAAAUAAAAUUAAAGCUAAAAAAUUAGCAAAAUGAGAAAAACAGAGUAAGAGAGCGCAAUGGAAGAGAUAAGGCUGAAAUGAAAAGCUUUGUCGUGGCCGACCCGCAUUGUUUGGUUUUUCAACAAUGCAGCCCUCUGUGGAAAAAGUUUGGACACCCCUGUCCUAAAGAAACAAUCAUGAUGGUUAUGAAUAGAUUUGUGAAAUGUACCUGCAGUGUGUUUGUAAUUGCUUACAUGUAAAUGAUAGU